CCUAUAAAACCAGCCCCUCAGGGCCAGGCCAGGCACCUUCUCUCCCAGCCAGUGUUUUGAGAGGACAUUCCUCCACCAUGAGCUUCUCAGGAAAGUACCAGGUCCAGUCCCAAGAGAAUUUUGAAGCCUUCAUGAAGGCUGCUGGUUUACCUGAUGACGUCAUACAGAAGGGAAAGGAUGUCAAGGGAGUGUCCGAAAUUGUACAAAAUGGAAAUCACUUCAAGCUCACCAUAACUAGUGGUAACAAAGUCCUGGUGAACGAGUUCACCCUGGGCGAGGAGUGUCAGCUGAACACUCUGAGUGGAGACAAGGUCAAGGCUGUAGUGAAUCUACAAGGAAGUAACAAGCUGGUGACAACUUUCAAAGGAAUCAACUCUGUCAUUGAACUCAAUGGAGACACACUCAUCAGCACCUUGACCUUGGGUGAUGUUGUCUUCAAGAGAAUCAGUAAGAGAAUUUAGACAUGUCUGCUUUUCAUUUAUUUUUGGUGUGUAAAAUUGGUAUAAUAAAA
Vombatus ursinus (common wombat) is the source of this 511-nucleotide messenger RNA. It is a transcript of the gene FABP1, whose product is annotated as fatty acid binding protein 1. NCBI's taxonomy places the organism in Eukaryota, Metazoa, Chordata, Mammalia, Diprotodontia, Vombatidae. Gene Ontology annotation, molecular function: fatty acid binding. The transcript has 4 exons. The record is from RefSeq and is a predicted model, not a curated record. The coding region runs from base 78 to 461 and encodes 127 amino acids. Gene Ontology annotation, cellular component: nucleus; cytosol. Gene Ontology annotation, biological process: fatty acid transport.